Molecule: messenger RNA, 717 nt
Organism: Lasiodiplodia theobromae
Lineage: Eukaryota; Fungi; Ascomycota; Dothideomycetes; Botryosphaeriales; Botryosphaeriaceae
Product: Isochorismatase hydrolase protein
Exons: 4
Coding region: 1-717 (238 amino acids)
Source: RefSeq, a predicted model, not a curated record
AUGAAAUCUUCAGGAAUCUUCUUCAUGCUAGCAAUGCCGUUGCUUACGCUAGCAAGCUCUGUCCCAUUUGAGCGUCUUAACACCACCGACGCUGUCCUUCUGAUCCUCGACUUGCAAGUCGGCCUCUAUGGAAUCGCCCGCGACUGGGACCCGACGCUGUACCGCGACAAUCUCAUCGCGCACGCAGCCAUCGGAAAGCUCUUCGAUCUCCCCGUUGUUAUGACCACGUCUGCUCAGACUGGUCCCAAUGGGCCUCUUCCCAAAGAGAUCCUCGAAAUGUACCCGGAUGCCCCGAUCAUCCAGCGCCAGGGUGAAGUCGACGCUUGGGACAACGCCGAAUUUCGGGAUGCCAUCAAGGCGACAGGCAGGAGCCAAAUAAUUGUCGCAGGCAUCACGACUGACGUCUGCACCGCCUUUCUCGCUCUGUCUCUCCGCGCUGAGGGCUACAGCGUUUGGGCCAAUAUCGAAGCCUCGGGAACGACUACGCCGCUUAUCCGUGACGUCUCGAACGACCGCAUGCGCGACGCCGGCGUCCAUCUCGUCUCGCUCUUCGCUAUUGUGUGCGACCUUAUGCGCGACUGGCGCAACACUCCCGGUGCUAAAGAGGUCUUGCCGUGGCUCGAUAGAUAUUACCCGGCCUACGGUUUCGUUGCCCGCGGCCAUGCUGCUGCUAUCCAGAAUGGUACUAUCAUUGAUGGUGAGGCCGGCCUGAUUUGA